Molecule: messenger RNA, 2550 nt
Organism: Mauremys reevesii (Reeves's turtle)
Lineage: Eukaryota; Metazoa; Chordata; Testudines; Geoemydidae
Gene: NEIL2
Product: nei like DNA glycosylase 2
Exons: 5
Coding region: 223-1242 (339 amino acids)
Biological process (GO): base-excision repair
Cellular component (GO): nucleus
Molecular function (GO): DNA-(apurinic or apyrimidinic site) endonuclease activity; damaged DNA binding; DNA N-glycosylase activity
Source: RefSeq, a predicted model, not a curated record
UUUGUGCAACGCCUGCAGAGGGUGUGGUGUGUGAACCUGGCAGGAGGGAGCGAUCAGACAGUGGCAGCCCUGGGGUGUGGUCAGGCGUGGGCCAGAGCUGAGGCUGGGAUUAGCAGGGCUCUGCUCCCCUCUGUGGCUUCUCCUAACAGGCACACACGCUAGGGUGCCCUGUGUGAGCCCCCCAGCGUGCACACCUGCCGCUCCCAUUGAAUCCAGCCGGAGAUGCCAGAAGGCCCAUCUGUGAAGAGGUUCCAGCUGCUGACUGCUCCUUUUGUGGGGCAGGUAGUGGCCAAGGUGGGAGGAAGCAGCCGGCAGAGAAACCUGAAGGAUCUGAAAGCAACGAGGCUCCAGGACUCUCAGGCCUCUGGAAAGAAUUUAUUCCUGGCAUUCGGUGCGGCUCUGGAAGCAUGGGCCAUGGGUGGAAGCCCAUCUCCAGGUCCUGUGGAAGACGAACCAACCAUCCAAGGAAAGGCCGACCGCGGGGCACGCUCCCUUGCCCUUGCUCAGGAAGGACAGGAGGAGGAUGUCGCUCAGCUAAGCCCCGAAGAACACAGUGUGCGGAGGAAGCAGGAAACGGAAUGCUCAGUGCCUGAUGCCUCAGACGCAGCAGGGGACACUUGGAAAUGGCUGCGCUUCCAUUUUGGUUUGUUUGGCAGCAUCCGGGCUAAUGAGUUCUCGAGAGCGAAUAAGGCGAACAAAAGAGGGGACUGGAAGGAUCCCGUGCCCAGGUUGGUUCUGCACUUUGACAGCGGGGGCUUCCUCGUCUUUUACAACUGCCAGAUCCACUGGUGCACCUCUCCCGCUGUGGAACCUGCUUCUGACAUCCUGUCUCCCAAGUUCCAUCGGGGGCAGGCCUUGGCAGCCCUGCGCCAGCCGACGUCCAUCUGCUACACUCUCCUGGACCAGAGAUAUUUCUCCGGUCUGGGGAACAUCAUUAAGAACGAGAUCUUAUAUUUGGCAAGGAUCCACCCAUUAUCGCAAGGCUCGCUCUUGGCUCUCUCAGCUCUUGAAUCCUUGCUGGAUCAUGCUGUUCAGUUCAGCACAGACUGGCUGCAUAAGAAGCUGGCUGGAAAAGGAUUACACUAUCAGAUCUACCUGAAAGAAAAAUGUCCUCUUGGGCAUGAGGUGAUGCAGGGAACUUUUGGACCCCAAGAUGGGUUUAAGAGGCUUAGCUGGUGGUGUCCUCAGUGCCAGCCUCGAGUACCUCCUGAAGGGAAUGACCCCAAAUCGCUUAAACACUGAGUGAACAAAUAUGCCAGCCUGAAUGUGGAUUAUGAACACACUCUCCUUUCUUGCAGAACGUCGCCGUCUGGUCUUUUUGUGACAGGCUGUCAGUUGUGCUGAGCAGAAAUCACUUAUCCUGAAGGCAACACGUGGAGAGAAAAUAGAGCGUCAUUAAAAAGGGAGGGGAUGUUUUUGUGACGCUCCCAAGUCAUUAUUGAGCUAUGAAGAGAAAUAAAGCAAACAGUAGUAGGUGUAAGUCUCCCCCAGAAAGUAGGAAUUGUAGUCACUGAAAUACUUGGCACGUUCAGAUUUGCUUGUGUAAAAAGUUGAAUAUGUUCAAUUUUUCUUCUGCCAGUGAAGCAGUAUAAAUAACUUCAGUGUGAUUGUCUCCUUUGUUUGACUGUUUUGCAAACCUCCUACCAAACCAAUUGGCUGGGAAGAGUAAGUAAUGGGAAGUAGAACUUUUCUCCCCUAAGCCAGCGAUUCACAGGCAGCCGGCUUGAUGGUGAUUAAGCAUUCUUAUGACCCUAACAGGUUGGCAGCAUGUGUUCACAUCCCAAAACCAUUGGCACCCUUAUUGGCACUCUCAGCCAAGAGCCAGGGAUAGAAGUGGUCCUUCCAGCUCAGGGCAGAGUGGGGAAAGCUUUUACUACAGCUGCCUGUUCUAGCUUCUGACACGGAGCUCUCGCAAUUCAAUGAGAAACUCUUUUCUGCCAACACCAGCCUGCGUUGUUGGAGAAAGAAAUCAUGCUCUUGAUCAGCUUUAAGAUGUUACAAUCAACUCAUUUGCAUUGUGGCUUAGAUCCAUGUUAGAUGUGUGCUCACCAGGUGUUGACGCUGCUGCAUCAAUUAUUUUUAAGAGGAUGUGUCUGUUCCCAAAGACUUUGACUCUGGAGAAAUAAUCAUAACAAAUAUUCACGAUUUCCUAACAGGUAGACAAGACACUCCCUAAACUUGCAAACUGCAUCACCUGCUAGCCUUCCUGAGGCAAAAGCUUGAAUGAACAGAAGAGGCUGCAUUCCGUCCUGGUGUUACUUGACUUCAGUGGGGGUAACACCAGGGCUGAUCUUGGCCCAUGGUAUUUAUGCUUUGCAACUAGACAGUAAUAAACUUGAGGCUGGGUCAGACUAAUAGGGUGGAGAGAGCGUCAGAGUCAAAGGCCUCCACUGGGAACAGACUGCCUCCAGCCAUUCCAAAUUUGCUUACUGGGAGUGCUGUGGCAGCGUACAGGGAAAAAGGCUCUUUCACUUAAACCCAGAUCCAAAGCCCAGUGAAUCCAUUGGGUUUUGGAUCAGGCUUUAGCUAGACCCUAAACAUAUACAGCUG